AGGAGAGUCGACGGACGAACGCAGCGCCACUCCGACAGUCAAGCAAGAGCUGCUCCCCAGGCGGUGUGGAGGUGAUGAUGGCGGCGGCUGUGGAGAGAGGAGGCGUUCGGGCCGCUUUCCUGAACCCGAGCGGCGGCGGCGGCGGCAGCGGCAGCGGCCCUGCCCCGACCAGCCUUCCUAGCGGAGCGGCCGCCGGCUCCGCGCUCCUGGGCUCGGGGGCAGGCACCAUGCCCGUGCCUAUGAACCUCUUCGCUACGUGGGAGAUCGACCGAUCGUCGCCCAGCUGUGUUCCGAGGCUUUGCAGUCUCACUUUGAAGAAGCUGAUUGUCCUCAAAGAACUUGAUAAAGAACUCAACUCCCUGUCAAUAGCCGUCAAAAUACAGGGUUCCAAACGGCUCCUUAGAUCAAAUGAGUACAUCCUUCCUCCCAGCGGCCUGAUGGAGACCGAUCUAGAGCUCACCUUCUCAUUACAGUACCCACAUUUUCUGAAGAGAGAUGCCAACAGACUCCAGAUCAUGUUGCAGAGGAGAAAACGCUACAAGAACCGGACCAUCCUGGGCUACAAGACUUUGGCUGUGGGAGUUAUCAACAUGGCAGAGGUGAUGCAACACCCGACAGACGGCGGACAGAUUCUGGGUCUCCAUAGCAACGUGAAGGAGGCGCCAGUGCGUGUGGCGGAGAUAAGUGUGUACUCUCUGUCUAGCCAGCCCAUCGACCACGAGGAUGGUAGUGGCCAGGCUGGACGCAAGACCAAGGCCUCAGACCGCUCACCAGACAUGGAUAACUACUCUGAGGAGGACGAUGACAGCUACUCAUCAGAACAGGAAGCCAGUGAUGACGCCGUGCACGGCCAGGAUCUCUAUGAUGAGGACGACGAAGUCAGGAAACCGAAGAAAGCCCGUCGGAAAAUGAUCCGGACCACUUCAAUGACCAGGCAACCGAACUUCAAGCAGAAGUUUGUGGCCUUGUUGAAGAGGUUCAAGGUUACAGAUGAGGUCCUGGACUCUGACCCAGUUGACCAGACCCAAGAAGUUGAGGAGGAUCUGGAUUUGCUCUAUGACAGUCUGGAGGUCUAUAAUCAGAGUGACAGCGGGCCAGAGAUGGAGGACAAUGAGAGUGUCCUCAGCACACCCAAGCCGAAACUUAAGCCGUUUUUUGAAGGGAUGUCUCACUCCAGUUCCCAGACAGAGAUCGGAAGCCUUCACAGUCAAAGGAGCCAACAGAGAGAGCUGUCAUGUCCAAGCGGCGAGUUCUUAUCCGUGGACAGAUGUAAAAUGCAAGGGGCCAGGUAUCAGGAUGACAGCGUCCCAGAAACAACUGUUGGGGAGACGGAGCCUGAGGAUGGAGGCCCGGGGACAGCAGAGGUGAGUGGCAGCUGGGAUGUCAGCACCGAACGGCUGGCCGGCACUGUCGGCAAGCUCUGCAAGACGGAGUCCCAAAACCACAUGUCCCCAAGUAAAGUGGAGAACAAGCUCCAGAGGCGGCCUCGAAGCACUUCCAUGAAGGACAGACAGAACUCCAAGGCCCAGAGCGACAGGACCAGCAGCAUGGAAAGUGAAUGCUCCCCAGACUCACGGCUCAUAGCGCAGCGCUCCAGUUUUCAGACAGAGAUGCGCAGGUUGGUGCCAUUCUCUGACUCUCUGGUUUUGACUGGCUCCCAGGUUCCUAGGAAGUCGGUGUACGACCAGCUAAACCAGAUACUCAUCUCCGAUGAGCGCCUCCCAGAGAGCAUUAUCCUCAUUAACACCAUGGAAUGGCAAGGACAGUACGUAGCAGAGCUGCUGCACGAGCAGGGCCAGCCCAUUGUCUCCACCUGCUCUGCUGCUGAUGUUCAGGCUGCCUUCAACACGAUUGUCACCCGUAUCCAGAGAUUCUGUAACUGCAAUGCACAGACGCCACCUACAAUCAAGGUGGCCAUAGCAGGAGAUCAGAGCUACCUCAGCACCAUCCUGAGGUUCUUUGUGGAGCAGUUGGCCAACAAGACCCCAGACUGGCUGAGCUACAUACGCUUCCUGAUCAUCCCCAUUGGUUCUCAUCCCCUGGCCAAGUACGUGGCCUCCUUCGACAGCAGAUUCAACAGCAUCUUUAUGGACACGGCAUGGAGGGAGCUGUUCUGCAGGUCAGAACGGCCCACCUCAGAUAACAUCGAUGUAGCAGGGCGGGUUGUCCAAUACCUGGCCGGAGCCAACGUGUCUCACCAGUUCCCCAUCUCAGAAGCCAUGCUCACCUACAAACAGAAGAGCCCCGAUGAAGACUCCUGUCAGAAGUUUGUGCCAUUUAUUGGGGUUGUGAAGGUUGGCAUUGUGGAGCACAGUCUGUCAACCUCAGUGGACUCGGAUGACGCCAUGGUGGGCAGCACCAGCAUCCUGUCCUCCCCGACGCCCCCGUCGGCUGGUCCGUACGGGAAGGAGAUCGGGAGCACGCCUCCUCAGUCUCCCUCUGUCUCCACCGCUGUCUCUGGAGCUGGUUCUCCAUGUUCAGGCGGAGAGGUGAUGGGGCUGCAGGUGGACUACUGGACGUGGCAGGGCCCGGAGAAGAAGAAGGAAGGAGAGAAGAGGGAUGUGGGGCUGAAGAACACGCUCAAGAGCAACUUCCGCUCGCUGCAAGUCAGCCGCCUGCCGUGUGGCGGAGAGCUCACCCCUCCGCCCAGCAUGGCCAUGACCGUCGUCACGAAGGAGAAGAACAAGAAAGUGAUUUUUCUCAGCAAGAAGCCCAAGGAAAAAGAGCUGGACUCUAAGAGCCAAGUAAUUGAUGGUAUCAGCAGGUUGAUCUGUACUGCCAAGCAUCAGCACACGAUGCUGAGAGUGUCCAUUGACGGCGUGGAGUGGAACGAUGUCAAGUUUUUCCAGCUGGCUGCCCAGUGGCCGACCCACGUCAAGCACUUCCCAGUGGGAAUCUUUGGUUACACCAAGCCCAUGUGACCCCGGCCACCGACCGCUACCAGACUCUCCCUGCACUUGUCUCACAGAGGGGCCUAGGCGAAAUGGAGGAAACGCCAACGAGCCCUGGCAGUGAUAGUUUUCCUGUGGAAACCUUAACUGACUUGUAACCACGUGUUCAAGAUACACAGAACAAAUUUCAUGUUGUCAAUUUGAUGUUUUGAUGUUGUCGUUUUUUGUUUUUGUUUUUUACUACACACUACAAAAAAAGAACAAGUACUAUUUUGUAAGAUAUGUUGCUGCCACCUCACAAGUAUUCCGAGGGUUAUUGACAAUUUGCCACAUUUUGACAUUGGCAGCUGUGUUUGCACUUUGAUUUUUGUUAACAUUUUAUUAUUUCUGUGAAAUCCUAUGUUUAUUGUUACUCUAUAGACAAUGCAGGAGUGUGAUGGUGAUGUGCAGUGGUGUGUAUGUGUGCGUGUGUGAGAUUGUUUGAGACGGUGUUUGUGUUUGUUAUUGAAAGUGGGAAUAUUGCUGUGAAUUUAGAUGGAAAACUUCCCUUCUAACUCAGUGUUCUGUUUUCUUACUAGUCCCGCUCGUGUAUUUUUCACACAAAAAAAGGUAACUUUUUUUUUUUUGUUGCAAGGAACAUGUGAUGUUCUUUCUGCCUUGUUGCUCUGAAGCACAAUGUGUACCUGAAGCAAAUCAAAAAAAGAAAAAUAUAAGCAAGGUAUUUUGGAAGGUAGCUAUUAUGAAUGUAGCUAUAAUGCAUUUUUAACACAUGUAAACAGCUCGUCGAAUCAAACCUUUAUCCGUUCAUGUCAAGUGCUUCUGUUUGUACAGGUGUGUUGGUGUCGGUUAUACGUUCAUUAUCGACGGCUCGAGGCCCGCAAAGUUUCAGCCACUUUUAAAACAGGGUCAUCCGAUAUAUAAGGCGAUGUAUUUAAACUCUUACAGCUGAAUGCCAAAUGUAUGAAUCCCUUUAUUUUGGGACUUGGUCAUGUUGAUUCAAGGCCCUGAUGUUUUCUUCUGCGUUUUUCCCUCCAGUUGAUUCUGAAUUGCCGUUAUUUGAGUAAUCUGGACCCUGACCGGGAUAAUUUGAGGUUCUUCGCUCCACGUUGAGAAAACGUGGCCGGCUCGUGUUCAGUCCCAGAGGUGGUCCCUGGGGUAUUUUGGCUUAACUGUAAGUGCAUCUCCCCCCGUUUCACAAACUUGGUCAGGUGAAAGAGAUCCAGCAGGGCUCUGCGUCAGACCUGAUGGGUCGUCGUGCCAAAGUCAAGUUAGCUUCACAGUCCAGCUACCGGAGUGCUGCGCUCCACCUGCUAAACAAAGAACAUCUGCCCACACGUAGAACGCUUGUUAUCCCUGUUGAGACCAGUGUCGGGGGGGGGGGGGGGGGCCAACUAUUCACAGGCUUCCUGUGUGGGAAGUCGUUUAUAUUUUGGCUCAAAGUGAAACGUGCGCAUCCUAAACAAUAUGUUAUUAUUAUUAAUAUUAUUGUGUCCUGUUAUAUAGCUGCCUCGUUGUGGGGGAAAAUGCACAAAUAGUCUAUAUAACCUUUCAUGUACUCUAACCAGACAAGUUACCCACCCAGUGUUGCGUAGGCCCGUUUUUGUACAGACAACUUGAAGUGUGCGUUGGCAGGAAUGUCGAGCGCAGUACAGUUCUAGCAGUUUGUUUUGAAAGAAACACUAUUUGAUGAAAGAAAUGUUCGGAGUGUUGGCCGAUGUCCACGUCACUGCCCGUGUGUGUGUGUGUGUGUGUGUGUGUGUGUGCGUGUGCAUCUGUGUGUGUGUAUGAAUGUGGUAAUUGCUGUCUGAAGGUACUCCCUGAAUAGUAUUUUUUAGGCAAACUUUUUGCGACAGGAAACCUUAAGACAGAGGACUUCCUGUUGAAAUCAGUUACUUGUUUGUUGCUUUUUAUAAAGUGAAGACUUAUGAGCUUUGACCGGCUUGCUUUUAUAGUGUUGUACAUAACGAUUCGAGAUGUUACUGUUGUGAAACGCGACCCCCCCCCCCACGAAACCGAAAGCACAAACAUUCAAGGUUUGUUUCUCACUCUUAAUGCCAAAUUUCCAUAACUUGUGACUGCGUUGUUCGAUUUUUACGAUUCAAACACUACCAUGUGUAAUUUCUCAUCUCUUCCACUGUGUAAUGCACUUUCUUAUGGUUUUUACAUCCUUCGGCUCUAUUUAGGACACACUUUGGUUUUGAAGUGGAGUGUUAGAAUCUAUGUUUGAGAUAUUAACCACUACCUGUAGUCAUAAGGUGGCUUUUUGUUUAGUUGUAACAUGACCUUUUGAGUGGGAACGUCAUGUUUGUGUUGGGAUUAAGCGCCUUUGGAGGUCUCGGACUGACGGCUGUGUCAUUUCUUUUGUCACCGCGUGCGGCAAAUGUUUAUUCACCAUCUAUCACCGUAUGUGUCUGCUGUCAUUGUUAGCUUUGUUUUUGGAGUUCUUGCUCUCUUCCUCUGUACCGAGAUGACCUGGCCCUCGUACACGUGUGAAUCUGGGCUGUGAAGUGCUAGCCAGGGUGGAACUACGUUUGGAGAGGACUUUCACGUGUUUGCCCUUUCAAUACUAUAAGGGCAUAAGUGGUUACAUGUAUUUCAGUGUAUUUGACCUCAGUUUGUUUUUUGUUUUUUUUGUUUUUUUUUGCCCUAGAUCUAGUGGUAGCAUGGGGGUGUUUUCCGUAAGACUGGAUCAAUGAGGUAGUUGGCUAACUUCACAAAAUAUUCUUCAGAUUUAAACAUGGCACUCCAGAAAGUUAGCUGCUUUAUGUACAUUACACAGAUUGUUCCCACAGCGGUCUCCCUCCGAGUAGGGCUGCACAAUUAAUCGAAUAUUAGUCACGAUUCUGGCUUCCCACAAUUAAACGAACACGAUCGACUGCGAUGUUGGCGUUUAAAAUGCGUGCUCCGCUCAUGGAACGCUCCACUGUAUACUAACUGCCUGACCAAUCACGGCUGUUGCCUUUAAGUGCCAACCCUGCAGCGGCAGCCAGUGCAAAAAUGUUCUGGUUGUGGCAGCGGCAGCCCGGAGUAGACAAGUAAGGGCAAAACGAAUAUCAAAUGUCUGGAGCAGAAAGCAGGGCAGCACGGUAGCGCAGUGGUUGCCUCACAGCAAGAAGGUCCUGGGUUCGAGCCCCAGGAUAGUCCAACCUUGGGGGGUCGUCCCAGGUCGUCCUCUGUGUGGAGUUUGCAUGUUCUCCCCAUGUCUGCGUGGGUUUCCUCCCACAGUCCAAAGACAUGUAUGUCAGGUGAAUCGGCCGUACUAAGUUGUCCCUAGUUAUGAAUGUGCGUGCGUGUGUGUCAGUCCUGUGAUGGCCUGGCGGCCUGUCCAGGGUGUCUCCCCGCCUGCCGCCCAAUGACUGCUGGGAUAGGCUCCAGCAUCCCCACGACCCUGAGAGCAGGAUAAGCGGUUCGGAUAAUGGAUGGAUGGAACAGAAAGCGACGCACUACUCCCUUGAAACGGAUCAUCAUCCCUUGUUUGGAAAUAUUCAGGGCAAGCGAUGUCAACCAAGACCAAAGUGCCGUAGAAUUGUGUGCACGCCACAAAGCAACACAACUAACCUUUUCAACCACCUGAAAAAACACCACAAACUGCAGUAGGAAGAAUGCAUGAAGGCCAAGAAGAAUAACAUUGCUAGCAUUAGCUCACUGAAUCACCGUCCUUGUCCAACGUCAACUCAAACAUCCAUAACAGCAACCCUCUACAACGAGUCACCGUAUCCAUCCAGCUCCCACAGACAGAUUGAAAUAACCAAUGCAGUCGCAUCCCAUUUGGCCAAAGACACGUGUCCAAUAAACACCGUGAGCAAUGAAGGCAUCAGGAAAAUGGUCAACACACUGGACAACAGAUAUGUGAUCCCCUCACGCAAUUGUUUUUCCAAGUGGCAUUACUUGCGCUGUAUGCAAAGCAUCAAGGGGAAAUGGAGAGGGAUGUCACAGCUGUCGAGUACUUUGCGACUACCACUGACCUAUGGUCAAGCAGAACCAGGGAGCCAUACUUGAGCCUGACAAUUCAUUUCAUCAACAGCGAUUUUAAAAUGAAUAGUCGAUGCUUGCAAACGUCAUCUUUCCCACGAGACCUCACAGGAGAAUUAUUUUAAAAGAAAAUAUGUUUCGUCCCUAAAGUCAAGGAAUAAUCGUAAUAAAUAACCGUGAUCUCAAUAUUGAUCAAAAUAAUCGUGAUUAUCAUUUUGGCCAUAAUCGUGCAGCCCUGCCUCCGAGGGUUUCCAACACGCCGCCUCAUUGAUCCGGUUCCUGGAAAUGCCACCCGGUGUCUUUGCACAAACCCUAUUUUAAAUGACAUGACAGUAUUUUUAAAUUUACCACUAAAAAUAUUGGUUACUCUUGCAUGUUUUACUAUAGGUGUAAAUAUGUUUUGGAUUUUUAUAUUUUGUUUCUUUCCAUGCUCUCACAAGCAGUUGUGUUUAAUAAAAAUUUUUAAUCUUGUGUACAAACAGC
This is a messenger RNA of Lampris incognitus (smalleye Pacific opah), 7346 nucleotides long. Its product is annotated as phosphofurin acidic cluster sorting protein 2-like. Lineage: Eukaryota; Metazoa; Chordata; Actinopteri; Lampriformes; Lampridae. Gene Ontology annotation, biological process: protein localization to plasma membrane. The transcript is spliced from 24 exons. The record is from RefSeq and is a predicted model, not a curated record. The coding region runs from base 75 to 2921 and encodes 948 amino acids. Gene Ontology annotation, molecular function: transmembrane transporter binding.